GUUUGCAGAGUGGGCCAUCCAUAUGGUACGGCAUUAAAAUGCCCGACCUUACAUCGUACAUCAUCAUCGCCAUUUCUUGCGAGGCCAUGUACGACGCCCGGCUGUUCAACCAGUCGGCGGGCUUGGAUACCGGUUACAACGGCGGCUCCGAUGAGCGCUGUGCUGUGUACGACAAGCCGCUCUUCGCAGACCGCAGUGAGGCCGGCAUAUACAAGUUCGACAAAGAACGGAUGGAGCAGCACGAGGGCAAGUUCAGGAACCUGGGCAAGUCCUCGUUCUCUGGGGGGGCCGGCGCGGACUCCUCGGAGCCGCAGUCCGUGCUGCCGCGCACCGGGCCGGUGGAGUUCGAGCGGGAGG
This is a messenger RNA of Prorocentrum cordatum, 357 nucleotides long. Lineage: Eukaryota; Dinophyceae; Prorocentrales; Prorocentraceae. The record is from the annotation of a GenBank genome assembly.